AUGACCCGCUGGAGUGCUAGUGGGUCAGGAGUGACACAAAAGAACCUGACCGGAACGGGGAAACAGGAGUUACAGCUGCUAAUGAUCACCGACCUCCUCUUCACCACCAUCAUGUACAUCAAGACUUUCCUCGUCUUUGCUGCUCUUGCUGCUGUGAACGUGUAUGGGAGCCACAGUCAUUACGAUGGACCCAUCGCCAUCCCACAUGUCCUCCACAACGGCUAUCUAGCAGACACACAUGAAGUAGCAGCAGCCAAGAGCGCUCAUCUUGCUGCUCUGGCUACAGAGCCUCGAGGUCAGGCGUAUGGAGGAGGCUACGGUUAUGGAGGCUAUGGAUAUAACCAGGAUGAAAUAUACAGUGGCUCUUAUGGAGGACACCAUGGUCAUGGAGAUUUCAGAUACCAAGGACCCAUAGCUGUACCUCAUUUACUCCAUGACGGACACAUCGCCGACACUCACGAGGUUGCUGCUGCCAAGGCUGAGCAUUUCGCCGCCGUAGCCAAGGCCAAGGCUCAUGCAGGAUACGGACAAGACUACAGCGGACGUUAUGCCGGAGGAUAUGGCGGGCAUUCAGGAGCGUAUCAGGGAUACUCCCAUCAUGUGGCUCCUUACCACGGACCUCUCGCCGAGCCUGUCGUGCUCAAGUCUGGAUACCUGGCAGACACUCACGAGGUCGCUGCCGCCAAACAUCACCAUCUUGAGGCCCUCCACAAGGCCAGUAACUAUGGUCAUCACGAUUAUCAUUAUUGA
Molecule: messenger RNA, 750 nt
Organism: Homalodisca vitripennis (glassy-winged sharpshooter)
Lineage: Eukaryota; Metazoa; Arthropoda; Insecta; Hemiptera; Cicadellidae
Exons: 3
Coding region: 1-750 (249 amino acids)
Source: RefSeq, a predicted model, not a curated record